Molecule: messenger RNA, 1290 nt
Organism: Naumovozyma dairenensis CBS 421
Lineage: Eukaryota; Fungi; Ascomycota; Saccharomycetes; Saccharomycetales; Saccharomycetaceae
Gene: ZRT2
Product: low-affinity Zn(2+) transporter ZRT2
Exons: 1
Coding region: 1-1290 (429 amino acids)
Biological process (GO): zinc ion import across plasma membrane
Cellular component (GO): plasma membrane
Molecular function (GO): low-affinity zinc ion transmembrane transporter activity
Source: RefSeq, a predicted model, not a curated record
AUGCUGGAAUUACUGGCAAGAGACGACGCAGUCGUAUGUGAAAUUUCCAACGAUUACAACGGUCAUAGUGGACUUCGAAUACUAGCUGUAUUCAUAAUUCUAAUAUCAUCAGGACUCGGGGUUUACUUCCCUAUAUUAUCAUCUCGCUAUUCAUUCAUCAGAUUACCAAGUUGGUGUUUCUUUCUCGCGAAAUUCUUCGGAUCUGGUGUCAUUGUUUCCACUGCCUUCAUACAUCUGUUAGAUCCUGCUGCUGAAGCCUUGGGUAAUGAAUGUCUAGGUGGGACGUUCGUGGAAUACCCUUGGGCGUUUGGGAUCUGUCUGAUGUCAUUGUUCCUUUUAUUCUUCGUGGAGAUCGUUACUCAUUAUUUUGUUGCCAAGAGUUUCGGUGAUGAACAUCAUGAUCAUGGUAAUAAUAUCAAUUCUGUUCAUGAUGAUGACGCUGAUAGCAGCGAUGAGAGUAUAACUAGCUAUACAGAAGAUCAUCCGGUGAUUUUACCUAGGCGUUCUCAUAAUGAUAUAGAAAAUCAAUUUCAGAAAUCAAAUUGUAAAUUGGCCCAAUCAGCUCAAAACCCCGAUGACGACGAUGAUGAUGAGGAGGAGGAAGAUGACAAGUUAAAAGAGGAAAAAGAACGAGAAGCAUUGCAAGAUAGACAAAACAUUAGUGGUAAUAACAAAAAUAAUGAUAAUAUGACCCGUUUCAACUCUAUACCGGGGAAAGAUCAUUUUUCUCAUGAUACAGAUCAUCAAGAUCAAACUCAAUUAGGUACCCCAAUUGAAGAAGAAGAUAAAGAACAAUAUUUAAAUCAAAUGUUUGCCGUGUUCAUCUUGGAAUUCGGUAUUAUUUUCCACUCUGUCUUUGUGGGGCUUUCCUUAUCCGUCUCAGGUGAAGAAUUUGAAACAUUAUUCAUCGUCUUAACUUUCCAUCAGAUGUUUGAAGGACUGGGGUUAGGAACAAGAGUUGCAGAAACAAAUUGGCCAUCAAAUAGAAGGUAUACUCCAUGGUUAAUGGGAUUAGCAUUCACAAUAACGUCCCCAAUUGCAGUGGCUAUUGGGAUUGGUGUGAGACAUUCAUGGAUCCCAGGUUCCAGAAAGGCAUUGAUUGCUAACGGGGUUUUUGAUUCAAUUUCUUCAGGUAUCUUGAUAUAUACUGGAUUAGUAGAAUUAAUGGCUCAUGAGUUUUUAUAUUCUAAUCAAUUCAAAGGUCCCGAUGGCUUCAAGAAAAUGCUGGCGGCAUAUUUUAUCAUGUGUUUAGGUGCCGGUUUAAUGGCCCUUCUAGGUAAAUGGGCAUAG